Molecule: messenger RNA, 3282 nt
Organism: Rhizophagus irregularis DAOM 181602=DAOM 197198
Lineage: Eukaryota; Fungi; Glomeromycota; Glomeromycetes; Glomerales; Glomeraceae
Source: RefSeq, a predicted model, not a curated record
UUUUUUUUUUUUUUUUUUUUGCGGCAUUCUUUUAUUUUAGAUUCGAUUAAAACGUUUAGCAAAGUUAGCAAAACUUCAACAGAAUAGUUCAGAAAACUUGGCUGGAACUUCAAGAAAUGUCGCGUCGUCUUCUAGCACAAAGUCCGCAAAAUCAAAUAAUUCGAAUGCUGCGACGACUUCGCAAAAGCAACAACUACAAGACAAGGGUAACAAAGAGCCUAUGAAUACGCCAUUGAUUUCACAAAAACCAAAGCAACCUCUUAAGUCUUUUGAAGAUUGGCAAGAUGAUGUCAUUUCAAAGGUUUUUCAAGUUACUCUUGAUAAAUCAUUAGCCGAAAAAAAAGACUCUCAAUUGGUAUACUUAAAUUCUCUCGUUGAGGAAUUAAAGAAAGAAGAUCCUGAAAAGAAAUCAUUCAAAUUAUCGCAAUCUCAUCUUGAAAGUGCUCUAGUUGCUCGAUUAAAUAUUGAUCCCAAUCAAAUGAGUGAUGAUGAGGAGACUUUUCAGGCUAUUUCGAAAUUACCUCGUAUAUCCUUAUUUGAUUAUCUGCUGGAUUGUUGGAAACGAGCAUCUGAAAUUAAGAGUAACUUGUUAACACGCUCCUCAAAAACAUUAGAACCUUCUGUUGUUAACGAACGAGUUAAGGUCAUGGACGCCUUAAAAGACCUAUUAGUGAACUAUGCUUGUUUGGUUAUUCAAUAUCCUGAUAUGUUUCCUCAAAUAAAUGAUUCCACGGAAUUAGGUUCCCGACAACUUGUUUCAAGACUAUUGUCCGAUAUAAACUCCCCCGAAGGGUUACCUUUGGAUUUUAUUCAAGAAUUGGCAGCAAAAGUUGAUGAGGAACAAUUUGAUCAAAUUUUUGGUAGUGCUUUAAUCGGGCUUGCGGCUCAAAUGCGGACAAAAAACAUUUUAAAUAAUGAUUACUUAAAACCACUUAAUGGUUUAGCAACUUUAACAGAGAUAAAAUCUUUGGCAGCAAUGUUACCAACACUACGAAGCUGGAAUCCUCAAAAUUCAACUGCAAAAGCAUAUGAGGUCAUGUCACUUUUAGGUCCAUUUUGUAGGAUAUCUGUUUUUCCAUCGGAUGAGCCAUCUAUUCCAGAAAAGUAUUUUGGUAACAUUCAACAAAGAAGUAAAGCUGAUGUUGAUUCUCUUAUGAUAAGUUUAAGUGGCGCUAUACAAGGAGUACAGAGAACUCUUUUUAAUAUAUUCAAUAAUAUUGUACGCUCUUCACCAUCUUCAAAAGAAGCUGUUCUUUCUUAUUUUGCUAGAGUUAUUAAAUUGAACGAAAAAAGAACACAGAUGCAGGUUGAUCCUUCACAAGUAGGAACGGAUGGGCUUUUGAUGAAUUUAAGUUCUAUAUUAUUAAUAUUUGCAGAUCCUAUUUAUUCUAAGAUCGAUCGUAUCGACGUUAAUUAUUUCCGCAAGUCGAGACGAAUUGAUAUUAGUCAAGAAACAAAAAUUAAGGCAACCCAACAAGAGUCAGACGCAUAUUAUUCUUCUGCAGUAAAUGAAGCUGCAUCACCAAAUUUUAUAUCAGAAAUAUUUUUCAUAACUUUAGCAAUGCAUCACUACGGACCAUUGCAAUGCUAUAACAAAUACAAUAACUUGAACAGAGACCUUGCAGAAUUACAAAAGCAGUAUGAUAGGUUGAAAGCUGAUCAACCAAAAUGGGCAGGAACUCCGGCUGAAACAUUUAACAAUGCCCUACUAGAGCGUUGUAAGGAUCAACUUGAGAAAUGGGCUGUACAUAAAAUAUCGUACGAGUCUCAAUUGUUAGAUCCUACAUCUUUAUCUCGUACAUUACAAUUCUAUAAUUUAGUAAUUAACUGGGUGUUAAGAAUUGUUGAUCCUACAGGUCAACACCCUAUAAAGCAAAUUAGUUUACCUUUGCCACCAACACCACCAGAAGAAUUUAUUAUGUUGCCUGAAUUUGUUAUUGAAGAUAUUACUGAAUUUUUUUCAUUCAUUUCCAGAUAUAAUCCUAAAGUAAUGCUUUCAUGCUCACGUGAUGAAUUGGUCAUUUUUAUCAUCACUUUUCUUAAAUCUUCGACAUAUAUCAAAAAUCCAUAUUUGAAAGCCAAGCUUGUAGAGAUUCUAUUCUACUACACAAUACGGAAUGAAAAUGAGGGUGGUAUAGGAAGUAUAUUAAAUACACACCCUAUUGCAUUGGAACAUUUAAUGUCAUCUCUGAUGUCUUUUUAUGUUGAGGUGGAGCAGACUGGAACGCACACUCAAUUUUAUGAUAAGUUUAAUAUUAGAUAUAAUAUUUCGCAAAUAUUUAAUUCAAUAUGGAAUAAUCAAAUGUAUAGGAAUAAAUUAAGAGAAGAAAGUCGAAAAAUGGAUACCUUUGUAAGAUUUGCUAAUUUGUUAAUGAAUGAUGCAACUUAUCUCCUCGACGAGAGUCUUACAAAACUAACUGAAAUUCGUAACAUACAAAAUGAAAUGGAUAAUAUCGAUGAAUGGGAAAAGAAAACGCAGCAACAACGUCAAGAACGUGAAAGUUUGUUUCACUCUCUUGAACGACAGGCUACAUCUUAUAUGGCUCUUGGAAAUGAAACUGUGCACAUGCUUGAAUAUAUGACAUCAGAAGUAGCUGAUCCAUUUCUUACACCUCAAAUUGUUGAUCGAUUAGCAGCAAUGUUAGAUUAUAAUUUAAAUUCUCUUGUUGGUCCUAAGUGUACUGGACUUAAAGUUAAAAAUAGGGAAAAAUAUCGAUUUCAACCUAGAAUUUUAUUGCAGCAAUUAAUAACUGUAUAUUUGAACUUAAGUAAAAGCAAAGAAUUCAUACAAGCAGUUGCGAAAGAUGGUAGAAGUUAUAGCAAAGAAUUGUUUUUGAAAGCAUUUAGUAUUUUGAAAGAACAUGGAUUGAAAUUAGAUAGAGAUAUUAAAGUGUUGGAGAAAUUUGUUAAUAAUGUUGAAGAAGUAAUUAAACAAGAAGAACAAGGUGAAGAAGAGUUGGGCGACAUACCGGAAGAUUUCUUGGAUCCACUUUUAUUUGUAAUAAUGGAAGAUCCAGUUAUUUUACCUGAAUCACGAAUAUCAAUUGAUCGUAAAUCAAUUACAACUCAUCUUUUAAGUGAUGCUACAGAUCCUUUUAAUAGAAAACCUUUGACAAUAGAUCAAGUUAUUCCAGAUUUGAAAUUAAAGGAAAGAAUUGAAGCUUUUAAAAAAGAAAAAAGAGAAAAGAAAUAAUUAUUAUUAAUAGUAUUUUUGAAUUAUUAUUAUCCUAACUUAUAGAUAAUAAGUAAGUAUUUAUUAGUAAGAAAUUUUGAAACGUAAGG